Messenger RNA from Durusdinium trenchii, 486 nucleotides. Lineage: Eukaryota; Dinophyceae; Suessiales; Symbiodiniaceae. The record is from the annotation of a GenBank genome assembly.
AUGGCCUGGGCAUCAUCGCGUCCAUGCUCCACCUGGUCAGAGACUGACACACCAAAGAGCUCUGAAGGUGACGCCUUCCUCAAAACGCUGACAGAGACUGAAUUCGGCUUCUAUGGUAAGUACGUGAGCCGGUUUCCUGGUGGAAUCUAUUCUCUCAAUCAGAAUCCAGAUGUCACCUGUAUCCAGAGCGUGGGACAGGUUAUGCCGACUCUGAUCAGCAGCUGUAGCAUCCUUUUCUCAGCGUUGCAUCAGCGCUUGCUGACGCAGCGUGAGUUGCUGGUCGCUCAAGGUUUUCCUACCCAGGAAGAAUGGACUCAUGGCGUUCAAUGUUCAUCAUUCUCUCGCUUGUCCGAAUGGCCAUCACAUAGCGCACUUGGCAAGAUGGCUGGUAAUUCAAUUCACACAAAUGUUUCCAGUGUGUUGAUUCUGUCUUUCUCAAGUUUGAAUCGACCCACAUGUGGCAAAACUUUUGGCCAAGCAUUGUAG